Schizophyllum commune H4-8 is the source of this 624-nucleotide messenger RNA. RefSeq lists its product as uncharacterized. The record is from RefSeq and is a predicted model, not a curated record. The coding region runs from base 1 to 624 and encodes 207 amino acids. The transcript is spliced from 3 exons. Lineage: Eukaryota; Fungi; Basidiomycota; Agaricomycetes; Agaricales; Schizophyllaceae.
AUGCCCUAUCCGCGCGCAGCGAUCCACGAGUGCCUUUACGCCCCCGAAAGCCCAUCCGACGACGGCGACACCACCAUCUCGCUCACCACCAUUCUCGCCUCCAAAGGUUGCGCCGACAAACCAUUCUACCACCCCUCCGCCGCCAAGAAGAAGAGGGUCACCUUCGACCUCGAAGCCAGCCAGCACGCAAGAAUCCUCAUCGAAGCAUGCGGCCUAGACCCCAAGAAAGCGACGUUCGCAAACAUGGAGUCGCUGAACGUACACGUCAAGUGCAUGUCUUGGUCUUGCAGAGGGAGGAAAAACUUCGCAAUGGGCUGGCGCGCAGCGCUUCUUCAUUCCCUAAAGAAGCACCGCGUCGAGGAUGACAGACCACUCAAGAGCUACUGGGAAGUCGUUAAAGACGAGUGGGAGUUGAGGCGUGUCGAACACCAGGAAGUCAACAAACCUUCGUGGGGUGCUUGGUCCCAACAGCACUGUCCUAUCUCACGCUGCAAAACUCAAAUCAUCUGCCCGAGCGGUGAGUUAGACGCGCUCGAAUGGCACAGGGCUGUAGCUCACAAAGACCUCUCCCGCGCCACCGACAUAUCUAUGGUCAAGGACUACCCGGAGCCUGUAAAUUAUUAG